AUGGAUCCCCACCCGACGACGCCGAACCUGGGCGGAGGCGAUCUCGGUCCGAGGCCUUCGGCCGAAGCCACCAUGUUGACCGACCGACCAACGCCGACGAAACCUUAUGGACGACCAGCGAAAGCAACUGCAUCUUCGCAACCAUCGACGACGAAGCUGACCGCGCCUGGUAGCGCCAACAUCAAGGUCAGCGACUCGAAACACCUCGCCGGCAUCGACCUGUCCACUAUUCCGACUGCUACCUCGUCUCCUACUCUGUCUGUCUACACCACUACCACCACCACUGCCUCUAUCACCUCGCCCAUCGUGACUGCUGCUCCCUCCUUACCCGUUCUCGUCGUUGACGCGCCUGUGGACCCCAUGGACACCGCCGCUCCAGCUACUUCAGACGACGACUUUGGGUUCGUGAAGCCUCGGAAGACCACCAAGCGGCCUCUCCGCGACGUGCUCUCUUCGGAUGACGCCGUCCCAGUGGAAAACCGCUACGGAUCCUUAUCCUCCUUGCCUGACUCUGACAUCGACGACGCCGCAUCAUCUGCUCCUCCUCUCACCGCCAAGCCUCGUCGUACCCAGCACCCGAAGAGACAUAAGACUGUUGCCGCGCCGCCCCAGCCUCAACCUUCUACAUCUGUCUCCCCUCCGCAACCUCAGCCAUCCACGUCUCAGCGGCCGGCCACCUCUGCUCCUCCUGCACCUAAGCCGCCUCGCAUGCCACCCAUUGGCAUUCGCUCCUCGCCGACCGCUCAACCCUUCCUCCACAUCAAACACUUGCAGUCCUUGCUCACCGGUCCACUCACCGCCACCUCCAUUAACGACCGUACGUCUUUCUACACUGCUAAUCCUCACGACCAUCAGUUCCUCUACGACCACCUCAAGAGACAUGGCUACCAGCCCUACACCCACCUGCGUCCCGACGAGCGCACCGACCGUGUUGUGGUCAAGCGCCUGCCCUCCUCCACCACCGCGGACGAGGUCAAGGAGGCUCUCCUGGACCUCGGCCUCCCGGUGGGCACCGUCUUGCCGCUCCGCACCUCCGCCGACUCAACAACCCGGCCCUUCCUCGUCUGCACCAACGGUCUAGGGGAGGCGACGCGGUUCCUCAAACUGAAGACGCUAGGCUGCUGGGUGGUGACCGUAGAGCGCUACCGGGGCUCUGGGAGGGUGUUUCAAAUGCGCUGGGCACCACUGGUCGCGAGACUGCACCUCUACGACUAA
Messenger RNA from Bacillus rossius redtenbacheri, 1215 nucleotides. Its product is annotated as mucin-6-like. Lineage: Eukaryota; Metazoa; Arthropoda; Insecta; Phasmatodea; Bacillidae. The coding region runs from base 1 to 1215 and encodes 404 amino acids. The transcript is spliced from 3 exons. The record is from RefSeq and is a predicted model, not a curated record.